UCCCCUUCGAUAGUUAUGUCAUGUGUAUCUUCGUGGCUCUGUCGGAACCCUCCUCUCCUGUUUUCAUUACAAACUUUUGGUCUCAUGAGUUCAUUAGUCAAACUUUUACACCCUCCUUUUUUGUUUUUUUUCCUUAAAAAAAAAAUACAAAUCUUUUAUCCUCUCUCUCUCUCUCUCUCUCUCUCUCUACCGACUCCUCUCUGUCUCUUUAGUUUGCGAUCUUUAUCUCUAUCAAUAAUAGCAAACCCAUCAAACUCAUGUUUGAUUGAUCAACAAUCCUCUCAACUCGCUAUGCAAUCCGAAUACGAGAUUAGGACUCUGAACCAAGAAGCUCAGACUCGUUGGUUGAAACCUCCUGAGGUGUACUUCAUUUUGAAGAAUCACGAGAGAUAUGAGUUGACUCACAAAGCACCUCACAAGCCUACUAGUGGAUCAUUGUGUCUAUACAAUAAAAGGGUUCUUAAAUUCUUCCGUAAAGAUGGUCAUCAUUGGAGGAAAAAGAGGGAUGGUCGAGCUAUUGCUGAAGCUCAUGAACGUCUCAAGGUGGGUAACGUUGAGGCUUUGAAUUGUUAUUAUGCACAUGGAGAGCAUGACCCUUCUUUUCAGAGGCGUAUCUUCUGGAUGCUUGAUCUGGAAUACGACCAUAUAGUCCUUGUUCAUUACAGGGAUGUGAGUGAUGCAAAAGAGGGAAAGCAAAGUAGUGGAACCGUUUUGCAGUUCUCACUGAAACCUUCCACUCUAUUUUCAUCUCCAAGCUACAGUCACCACAUUGGUGAUUCUUCUACUGACAUACAACAGCAGCAUUCAGAGGCUAACUCUGGCGUUGUCUUUAGUAGCAACGGAGGUGAGGAAGGGAGUGGAAGUUCUUACGAGUUUGAAAAUAGGGAGGCUUUCAAGAGGCUUGAGGAACAACUUAGUCUUGGUGAUGAUAAUAAUCUUGUUCCAAACGAAAGUUUGGAUGGGCUCCAGUUUCUGGACUUUAGUACGGAUGUUGACCACCUUGUUCCACCACCAGCAACUAUACAUCAGAGACCAGAGAGUAGUAGCAAACUAGGGAGAUGUUACGGUGGUUAUGUUGGACCCCAGUAUAAUGUAGGUCCACCACUCUACAGUCAGAAUCAAAGUUUGGAUAGUCUCCUAUCUUUAGAGUACAUUAAGGAUAUGAAUCAGCUUGCACAACCAGAAGCUGGACAACAGAGACAGGAGAGUAACAGACUAGAGAGAUCUUACGGAGGGUAUAUUGGAACCGAGUAUCAUCCCAACAAUCUCAUGCUUGUAAAUAAUGGUUCAGGUGGCAGUGGAGGGAGUGGCGAGUCUUGGAAAGAUGUGUUGGAGGCAUGUGGGGCUUCUAUAGCUCUUAACUCUCAGCAGGGAAGCACACCAAGUUCGGCUAAGGUUUUGCUAUCUGGAAUGCAGGAAGAUUCUAACUGGACUUAUAUCAACCAGGCUGACCAAGCUACAUUGUUGCUGCCUCAAGAACUAGAUUCUUCUUUGCAACUUCCUCCUCCUUGUUAUUCUGAGCUGAGAGCUCCUGAGAAUAACGGCUACUACAAUACAAUGUUGGACGAUGAAGGGCAAACCGGGCCGCCUCUCGAGCAAGUAAUGAAUCCCACAGUUGCAUAUAAUCAAAAGUUUACUAUCCAGGACAUAUCACCAGAGUGGGGUUACGCAAAUGAAACUACAAAGGUGAUAAUCAUAGGAUCAUUUCUCUGUGAUCCAACAGAAUCUACAUGGGCUUGCAUGUUUGGAAACGCUCAAGUUCCUUUUGAGAUCGUUAAGGAAGGCGUUAUACGGUGCCAAGCCCCUCCAUGUGGUCCUGGCAAAGUGAAUCUAUGCAUUACUUCUGGAGAUGGACUCUCUUGUAGUCAAAUAGUUGAAUUUGAGUAUCGCGAUAAGCCUGAUGACAGAUCUUCCCCUAGGAGCAGUCCUGAUGUGCUUUGGUUACUUGUAAAGUUUGUGCAAACACUUCUCUUGGAUAGAAAAGGCAACAUAGAGCCAAGCACUGAUGAUGAUGAAUGGAGGCGUAUCAUAGAUAAAAUUCGAGAUGGCACUGCAACAUCAUCAAGUACUGUUGACUGGCUUCUACAGGAGCUGCUUAAAGACAAGCUGGCUGCAUGGCUGUCUUCAAGAUCCCAAGAUAAAGACCAAACAUCUUGUUCGUUGUCAAAGCAAGAACAAGGCAUUAUCCAUAUGGUGGCAGGCCUUGGCUUCGAUUGGGCGCUCUCUCCAAUUCUUGGGCAUGGAGUUAGUAUUGAUUUUCGUGAUGAUAACGGAUGGAGCGCUCUUCAUUGGGCUGCACAACUUGGAAGUGAAAAAAUGGUGGCUGCCCUUAUAGCUUCAGGGGCAUCAGCUGGAGCAGUAACUGAUCCCAAUACGCAAGACCCGGUUGGAAAAACUCCAGCUUCGAUAGCUGCCUCUAAUGGCCACAAGGGCCUCGCAGGUUAUCUAUCAGAGGUGGCGUUAACAAACCAUCUCUCUUCGCUCACACUUGAGGAAACCGAAGAUUCUAUAGAGAGUGCUCGAGCAGAAGCAGAGAUAGCAGUGAAGUCCAUCGCAGGAAAAAGUCAUCCCGUUAAUGAUGAUCCACAAUCACUGGCUGCAUUGAAAAACGCAGCUGAAGCAGCUGCGAGGAUCCAGGCAGCAUUUCGUGCACAUUCAUUCAGAAAGCGGCAACAGAGAGAAGCUGAUAUGUAUGCUUGCUUGAAAGAGUACGGGAUCUAUGCAGACAUGUCGAAGCAAAAUGUACGGAACUACCAUUCAGCAGCUUUAUCUAUCCAGAAGAAGUACCGUGGCUACAAAGGUCGAAAAGAGUUUCUUACAAAGCGCCAGAAAGCUAUCAUGAUACAGGCUCAUGUUCGAGGUUACCAAACGAGGAAGCAGUACAAGGUAAUCUGCUGGGCGGUAGGAAUGCUAGAUAAGGUAAUACUGAGGUGGAGAAGAAAAGGUGUUGGACUAAAAGGGUUCAGGCAAGACGUGGAAAGUGGAGAGGAAAGUGAAGAUGAGGACAUUCUGAGAGUGUUUCGUAAGCAGAAAGUAGAAGGUGCAGUGAAUGAGGCUUUCUCUCGUGUUAUGUCUAUGACUCGUACUCCAGAGGCUCGCCAACAAUACCACCGUGUGCUCACGACAUACUGUAAAAAAAAGGCUGAGCUUGGGAAAACAGAGACAUUAGGAAUAGGUGGUAGUGGUGGUGGUUAUGAGGAUGAUGAUGCAUUAUUCGACAUAGCUGAUAUGGAAGAUGACCAUUUGUUUUCACUGCCUUGAGAGGGAAAGCCAUGCAACAAAUGUGGAUUUAGAGGUUUUAAUAAUAAGUCUGUAGAAUUUGUAAAGUUUCAAGAGCGAAUUUAGUUUUAUAGAAUUGCAAUGAAAAAGAAGGAUAAAACAAGGGAAGAAGCUGUUAUUAGUAGUAAGCGAUUGUAAAUGAUCUCUAUUGUGGCCAAAUUUGAUACAAAUUUGGAAACAUUGCUUCUUUUGUACAAGAAAAAAAAAACAAAGUAAAUACAAAUUUACAGUGUUGAGUGAAA
This is a messenger RNA of Brassica napus (rape), 3521 nucleotides long. Its product is annotated as calmodulin-binding transcription activator 4. Bases 16 to 3261 code for a protein of 1081 amino acids. The transcript is spliced from 13 exons. The record is from RefSeq and is a predicted model, not a curated record. Gene Ontology annotation, biological process: regulation of transcription by RNA polymerase II. Gene Ontology annotation, molecular function: protein binding; transcription coregulator activity; double-stranded DNA binding. Lineage: Eukaryota; Viridiplantae; Streptophyta; Magnoliopsida; Brassicales; Brassicaceae. Gene Ontology annotation, cellular component: nucleus.